Molecule: messenger RNA, 3189 nt
Organism: Daphnia carinata
Lineage: Eukaryota; Metazoa; Arthropoda; Branchiopoda; Diplostraca; Daphniidae
Exons: 7
Coding region: 65-2734 (889 amino acids)
Biological process (GO): intrinsic apoptotic signaling pathway in response to endoplasmic reticulum stress; protein phosphorylation; IRE1-mediated unfolded protein response
Cellular component (GO): IRE1-TRAF2-ASK1 complex
Molecular function (GO): ATP binding; protein serine/threonine kinase activity; RNA endonuclease activity
Source: RefSeq, a predicted model, not a curated record
UUGUUCAAUAGCAGCUCGUACAAGUUUUUGUCUCGCUAUAGUCUCAGGUGCAAUUAAGUUCAAAAUGUCAUCGACUACUGCCGUAAAUGUAGGUGGCAUCCAAUUUGAUCGCAAUGAUCUUUUGGGUCGCGGUGGCUACGGAUCAGUGUAUCGUGGUAAAUAUAAAGGUAAAAGUAUAGCAGUCAAAAGAAUUAUGAAGGAAAAGGAUGGCAGAGAUCCAAUAGCUGGCAACGAGUUAAAAUUUCUGCAGCAGUUACGCCAUCCCAAUAUUGUUAAAUUGGUCCACUUCACAAGCGAUGUCGACUUCACUUACCUUGCUUUGGAAUUGUGCGGCGCAUCAUUGGAUCAGGUGUUCCUAAGUGAGGACGAUCUUCGGAAAUACAAAGGACCUGCAUUACCGAAUGAUUUCGAGGUUUUCUCCCAAUUAGCCACUGGUCUCAGAUACAUUCAUUCACAGCGUGUAAUUCAUCGGGACAUUAACCCGACAAACAUUCUCAUUUCUGUGAAACAUACUGACCAAGGUGAAGAAGCAACUAUCAAGUGGGCUGAUUUUGUAUUUGCACGAGAAGUGAGUGAAAGGGGAACAUUCACAAUGAGUGGAGUCAAAGGGACUCUACCUUGGUUCUCUCCCGAAGAGAUGGAAAUUAUGGGCAGAGACCUACGCAUUGAAAAAACUAAAGGCUCUAUCAAAAGCGACGUAUUCAAAGAAGGCCUCGUCUUCGGUUAUAUUCUCUUGAAUGGAAGACAUAUCUACGGUGAAAAUGAAUAUGAUAUUGUGGUGAACAUGAAGCAGAACAAUCGAGUCAAUAUGAGUGAAAUUCACCAAAAGCAUUUAGCACGUAACUUAAUAGAAAAAAUGCUGACCUACACACCUGAUACAAGAAUUACAUCUGAAGAAGUUGUUGAUCAACUUCAAUCCAUCAAAACUAAACUUAUCGAAGGAGAAAAACACCUGCAUCAGCUAUGUGCAGAUAACUGUCCAACACAUAUUAGAGAUAGCAUCAAAAUUUUAAUGCAAAUCGGCGUCGACAUAAACGCAGAGAACAUCUUUGGAUGGAAUGCGCUCCAUAUUUUGUGUCGAUACCAUUCAAGCUCACACUUUGUAGAUGCAAUUAAACUCUUGAUCGAACUUAGUAUCGACAAAAACGCAAAAACCAAUGAUGGAUCAAAUGCGCUUCAUAUUUUGUGUCGAUACAACUCAAGCUCACACUUAAUCGAUGCGAUUAAACUCUUGAUCGAACUCGGCAUCGACAAGGCCGCAAAGAACAACGAUGGAAAGAAUGCCCUUCAUCUUUUGUACGAAUGCCAUUCAAGCCCACAAUCAUUUCAAGCGAUUGAACUCUUGAUCGAACUCGGCGUCGACUUAAACGCGGAGGAUAUCAAUGGAUCGACUAUUCCCGUAAACGUAGAUGGCAUCCAAUUCGCUCGCAACGAUUUUUUAGGGAGCGGCACAUAUGGUCAUGUGUAUCGAGGUACUUAUAAAGGCCAAAGUAUAGCAGUCAAGCGAAUUCUGAGGAGUGGAGCUCAAAACCAUGACAACGAGUUAAAAAUUCUGAAGCAGUUAGACCAUCCCAAUAUUGUUAAAUUGGUCCACUUCACAAGCAAUGCCGACUUCGAUUACUUUGCUUUGGAAUUGUGCGACGCAUCAUUGGAUCAGGUGUUCCUAAAUGGGAAAGAUAACCCGAAAUAUAAAGGACCUGCAUUACCAAACAAUUUCGAGGUUUUCUACCAGUUAGCAACUGGUCUCAAAUACAUUCAUUCGAAGAAACUAAUCCAUCGGGACAUUAAACCGGAAAACAUUCUCAUUUCUGUGAAACAUACUGACCAAGGUGAAGAGCUGAUGAUCAAGUGGGCUGAUUUUGGAUUGUCACGAGAAGUGAGUGAACGAGGAACAUUCACAAUGAGUGGAGUCAAAGGGACUAAAAUUUGGUUCUCUCCAGAAGUGAUGGAAAUUAUGGGCAGAGACCUACAAAUUGAAAAAGCUAAAGGCUCCAUCAAGAGCGAUGUAUACGCAGAAGGCCUCGUCUUCGGUUAUAUUCUCUUGAAAGGAAAACAUAUCUACGGCGAAAAUGCUUUAGAAAUUGCGAAAAACAUCACGAAAUCAGUCAAUAUGAGUGAAAUAGGAAUUCACCAGAAACAUUUAGCACGUACCUUAAUAGAACAAAUGCUGACGAGCACACCUGAAAAACGAAUUACAUCUGAAGAAGUUGUUAAUCAACUUGGAGACAUAAAAAACAAACUUACCGAAGAAGAAAAAAACCUGCAUCGGUUGUGUGCAGAUCAGUGUCGAACAACAGAUUAUAGCAUAUUACCACAAUGGAUGUUCGAUACUUUCGUAUAUCGAAGCGAUAUAAGGGAUAAGAUCGAAUCUUUAAUACAACUCGGCAUCGACAUAAAUGCAAAGGACAAAGAUGGAUGGAAUGCGCUUCAUUUUUUGUGUCGAAACAAUUCAAGCCCACACCUAAUCGUUGCCAUUAAACUCUUAAUCGAACUCGGCAUCGACAAAAACGCGAAAACCAACGAUGGAUCAAAUGCGCUUCAUAUUUUGUGUGAAUACAAUUCAAGCCAACACUUAAUCGAUGCAAUUAAACUAUUGAUCGAACUCGAAAUCGACAAGGCCGCAAAGAACAACGAUGGAAAGAAUGCCCUUCAGCUUUUGUGUCGACACAAUUCAAGCCCACAAUCAUUUCAAGCGAUUGAACUCUUGAUCAAACUCGGCGUCGACUUACGCUAAGGAGAUUAUUCAUAGGACCGAAUGCACUCGAAUUGAGCCGGCGCAAUAAACAUCUUACAAACUGCAACGUAGACGAUAUCUUUAAAAACGGACAAGGUGAAUGUUUAAAGAAAUUAAGGCUGUUUGCAAGCGGAACAGACAAACAAAACGCUACGUUGCAAUGAAUGAGAUUAUCAGCAAAUGACGGCUAACUACGUAUUUUAAUCAACCACAAACAGCAUUUAUUACAAAUUGAAAUAUCAACGCGUUUUACGAACCUUGUAACACAAGUGAAUGGAAGAGUUUGCGGAAACGUAAUGAAAAUGAAUUUAUCCUUCUUUUUUAGUAAUCACACCCUUGAUGAGGAAUCAACUAGUUGUUUUCGUCCUCUCCAAUCGAUUAUUCCCUUGCCUAUCAUUGCAAAUAUCAUUAGAAAUGUUUUUGCUUUCUACAAUUAAACGGAAAUGUCAAAUCUA